This is a messenger RNA of Penaeus vannamei (Pacific white shrimp), 983 nucleotides long. NCBI's taxonomy places the organism in Eukaryota, Metazoa, Arthropoda, Malacostraca, Decapoda, Penaeidae. The record is from RefSeq and is a predicted model, not a curated record.
AUGGCCUGCGGGCGGCGCCUCGCUGACGUGUGCUCGCUCCCUCGCAGGCGCAGGCAGCCGAGAAGGGGGAACGGGGACGCGGCGAGGGGAAAGAGGAAGGCCAACGCCAGCUACACCAUCAGCGUCGCCAACCGAGUCUACGUCCAGGAAGGCUUCCCUCUGCGGAGGUGCGUCCGCAAGGCCCUCGCGAAGGAGCUGAGGACCGUCAACUUCCAGGAGUCCGACGCCGCCGCCGACGCCAUCAACAGGUUCGUGAAGGGGACCACGCGAGGCAAGAUCCCCAAGCUGGUGGACGCUGCGGACUUGACCUCCUCCAUGAUGGUCCUGAUCAACGCCGUCUUCUUCAAGGGCCUGUGGAAGGUGCAGUUCGACCCGCGGCUCACCCGGGCGGCGCCCUUCACCACGUCGUCGGGCAACCGGACGGAGGUGGAGAUGAUGGUGGUGAACGCGGACUUCGCCGUCGGAAUGUCAGAGGAACUAGAGGCUCAAGUCCUGGAGAUGCCCUACCGAGGGGACGGAGCGUCCAUGUUCAUCCUGCUGCCUCGGGACCGCAGCGAAGAGGCUCUUGAGAUGAUGGUCGAGCGUCUUACGGGCGCGACCCUCAAGUCCGCCAUGAGGAAGCUGAGCAGCAGGAACGUGAAGGUCGGCCUCCCCAAGUUCAAGCUGGAGACGAGCAUUCGGGACGAACUCAAGAUCGGCCUCACCAGCAUGGGCAUCGGCGACCUGUUCUCUCCCGUGGCCGCAGACAUGUCGACCUUCUCCCCCGACGAGCGCCUGGUCCUCAACGACGGCAUCCACAAGGCGGUCGUGGAGGUGAACGAGGAGGGCUCGGAGGCGGCGGCGGCGACGGCCCUCGUCUUCGGCAGGAGCGGCCGCAGGAAGCCGUCCUUCGUGUGCAACAGGCCCUUCCUCUUCUUCAUCCUCGACAAGGCCACCAGCAACGUGCUCUUCAUGGGGGCGUUCAGGGAGCCCUAGGGGAGGGG